AAGUAACACAAGUCAUCUCGUUCCCAAAUUGUUUUCCCCCCUACUUCGUCGCUCCUCUCCCUCGCUUACUAUCAUUUCUCCCUGCCAUAUAAAUCGAAAAGCCUUCGUUGAAGCCGUACCUUGUUGCAUUAUCUGUAAAAGACAGCUCCCUCGGCUGCUUUGCAGCUGUUCUAAUAUUUUGAGGUUCCUACCGUAAUCCUCUGCUACGAGCACUUGUAUGAGUACUACGAGUCUGCGGCUCAUGCAGGUCCAGCCCCACCAUUGUGUAACCUUACACUUCAUCCUAGAUUACCCUUCCGACUCAGUUUUGGGGUUCAUCACCACGAGUCGCCCCUACCACAACAACAAGAAUCCACUAGAAAGGGGAGGAUGGAGUCCACGCUACUAUCAUAACUUCGCGUUGUUCUUGUCACAGAUGAUUGCAUGCGGUUCUACGGGUUGGUUUGCACAAACCGAGGAGGACCCGACCACUUGCUCAACCUCCUCUCUGGAUACCAGCUGGGGGCCCCCUUUACUUUCGCAGGCCUUGAAAUUUUGAAGGGUAAUGGUGAGAGUCCCCCGGAGGAUGGUACUAACACUACCUUUGCUGUACCCCGCCACCAUUCAGAAUUCGCUGACACGAUUAGCCGAGCGCUGCUGCGAGAGAAGGGAGCUCGACAAACCCUGUAUAUGGUCGCAGAAACCCCAGGACAUCUCACACUAUGGGAAGCGAAUUCCGUAUCGAGCUCGAAUCAGGCGGGAAAAGAUAGCCGAGGAGGCGGGAUCUUCACCGGCUCCCCGAAAAUGUAACGAGAAAUCCAUCCUGCCCCACCGGGCAGAAGACUAUUUUAAUGACCCAGCUAGUUCACCAAGCAUAUGCGGAGUUCGUGGUCAAAUGUGCAUUUCCUAGUCCAGGCAAGCGGUAGUAUACCCCAUUUUUCACGGAUUACAACUUGAUGCUAGCGGGUGUUUACACCCACACCCAUCACGAGAUGACGUUAAAACAGACUCAUUUAGGAUGAGUGCUGUUGGGAGUGCUGGGAUAGAGGCGGCCCAUAGCUGUGCGCAGAAAUAUGCCCUUCUCAUCUAGAGAGCGACCCCUUAGCCAGCCCACAUCGGACGGUCCCGGAAUUGGAAUAUGGAGCUUAAACGACUGAUUUACAGAGUGGGCACACCAGACUUCUCACAUGGUUUGCAGUGUAUUGAGCAAACGGUGGCCGGUAUGAUCCAUUCCCCUGCAGCUUUGUACCUUUAAUGAUCACAACUUGGCUUGGGAAGGGCGAUAAAGUUAAGGGCUCACUGGAGUAAUGCAGAGAUAUUAAAAUCCGAUGCAAACCGUAUGUCACCGUAUCGAGCACGGUAGCCCUCCGGAGGGGCGAUUUUAUGGCCGGGGCGCCGCUAUAGGGGUACUGCUGCAGACUUAUUCUGGGAGAAGUACACAAUCUUGCGCGUAGACAGAUUUAUCGGCACUGGGUUGGAGGAUUGCAAAGCUAUUGGAGGGGGGGAAAUAUUUAUUGACGUAAUUUCUCCCCAGGAGAGUAGGAAAGAAUACCGAACAAGCCAAUACAAAUUCCCUGGAUGCUCCUUAAAGUUCCCGAAUUCUCCCGCGCGCCACUGAAACCUUGAGUUCUGGCGUCCAUCUCUCACUUCCGGCGCCGACCGCAUAUCACCUUUAGUCCCCUAUUACCAUUCCUUUAUAGUCUGUCACUCCCCACUAAGCGAUCGCCGGCAACUUGCGGUUUAAAAAUAAAAGCCAACUCAUUUACCUUGGCAAUGCCUACCGGGAGGGUGGCCGGCUGAGUCUUGCCUUAUCCGCAAACCAAAAAAAAAGAAAACAUUGAAGGGACCCCUUAGUAUGGCUUGGGUAGGGAAUAACUGAGAAUGCGAGAGGGACGGUGGUAGCGACGAGGGGGUGAAUUUCAUUGCAGAUACUGGAUGGGUAUCAAGGCUAACUCGGUAUUAACUCCUGCUGUAGGGAAGCAAAGCCAGUUACAACAACACGGGUGGAUAACUGAAUAAGGUUUAGCGAGCUGUAGGAAGCGGGGAUAAGUAGAUUACUGGAUCGAUAGAUCGUAGGUUAGAGGUUAUUAAAAAUUGCCGGUAUGUGGGGUGCUGUUCCCCGG
Molecule: messenger RNA, 2102 nt
Organism: Tuber aestivum (summer truffle)
Lineage: Eukaryota; Fungi; Ascomycota; Pezizomycetes; Pezizales; Tuberaceae
Source: the annotation of a GenBank genome assembly